This is a messenger RNA of Rattus rattus (black rat), 5033 nucleotides long. It is a transcript of the gene Mink1, whose product is annotated as misshapen like kinase 1. Gene Ontology annotation, biological process: protein phosphorylation. The transcript is spliced from 33 exons. Gene Ontology annotation, molecular function: ATP binding; protein kinase activity. The record is from RefSeq and is a predicted model, not a curated record. Bases 222 to 4283 code for a protein of 1353 amino acids. NCBI's taxonomy places the organism in Eukaryota, Metazoa, Chordata, Mammalia, Rodentia, Muridae.
GUCCGCUCCGCGCGUGCGCAGGGCAGCGGGCGGCUCGGGUUGCAGGCGCGCGGGUGAGAGCGCCUGUCAGCCGCUGGGUCGGUCCUCCCGCUGGCCCUCCCCCUCCCCGGCCUUCGGGGCAGGCGCGGUGGAGCCCGCCCCUCGGGUCCCCCGAUGGGGGAGAAGCGGCAACGGCGGCAGCGGAGUGAGCGAGCCGGAGCGUGAGUGGCCCCGCGGCGGCCAUGGGCGACCCAGCCCCCGCCCGAAGCUUGGACGACAUCGACCUGUCUGCCCUGAGGGACCCUGCAGGAAUCUUUGAGCUGGUGGAGGUGGUUGGCAAUGGAACCUAUGGACAGGUGUACAAGGGGCGGCACGUCAAGACUGGGCAGCUGGCUGCCAUUAAGGUCAUGGAUGUCACAGAGGAUGAGGAGGAAGAAAUCAAACAGGAAAUCAACAUGUUAAAGAAGUACUCUCACCAUCGCAAUAUUGCCACCUACUAUGGGGCCUUUAUCAAGAAGAGCCCUCCUGGGAACGAUGACCAGCUCUGGCUGGUGAUGGAGUUCUGCGGUGCUGGCUCAGUGACCGACCUGGUAAAGAACACGAAAGGAAACGCGCUGAAAGAGGAUUGCAUUGCGUACAUCUGCAGGGAGAUUCUCAGGGGUCUUGCCCAUCUCCAUGCCCACAAGGUGAUCCACCGAGAUAUCAAGGGACAAAAUGUGCUGCUGACAGAGAAUGCUGAAGUCAAGCUAGUGGACUUUGGGGUGAGUGCCCAGCUGGACCGCACUGUGGGGAGGCGGAACACUUUCAUUGGGACCCCAUACUGGAUGGCUCCAGAAGUCAUUGCCUGUGACGAGAACCCCGAUGCCACCUAUGACUACAGGAGUGACAUUUGGUCUCUAGGAAUCACAGCCAUUGAAAUGGCAGAGGGAGCCCCCCCUCUGUGUGACAUGCACCCUAUGCGGGCUCUCUUCCUCAUCCCUCGGAACCCUCCCCCCAGGCUCAAGUCAAAGAAAUGGUCUAAGAAGUUCACUGACUUCAUUGACACGUGUCUCAUCAAGACUUACCUGAGCCGACCACCAACAGAACAGUUACUCAAAUUCCCCUUCAUCCGAGACCAGCCCACGGAGCGGCAGGUCCGCAUCCAGCUCAAGGACCACAUUGACCGCUCCCGGAAGAAGCGGGGGGAGAAAGAGGAGACAGAGUAUGAGUACAGUGGCAGUGAGGAGGAAGACGACAGCCAUGGAGAGGAAGGCGAGCCAAGUUCCAUCAUGAAUGUGCCUGGGGAGUCCACACUCCGCCGAGAAUUCCUCAGACUCCAACAGGAGAAUAAGAGCAACUCAGAGGCUUUAAAGCAGCAGCAGCAGCUGCAGCAGCAGCAGCAGCGGGACCCUGAGGCACACAUCAAACACCUGCUGCACCAGCGGCAGCGUCGCAUAGAGGAGCAGAAGGAGGAGCGGCGACGUGUAGAGGAGCAACAGCGGCGAGAGCGAGAACAGCGCAAGCUGCAGGAGAAGGAGCAGCAGCGGCGGCUGGAAGACAUGCAAGCCCUCCGUCGGGAGGAAGAGAGGCGGCAAGCAGAGCGGGAACAGGAAUACAAGCGGAAGCAGCUGGAGGAGCAGCGGCAGUCAGAGCGGCUCCAGAGACAGCUGCAGCAGGAGCAUGCCUACCUCAAGUCCCUGCAGCAGCAGCAGCAACAGCAGCAGCAGCUCCAGAAGCAACAGCAGCAGCAGCAGCAGCAGCAGCAGCAGCAGCAGCAGCAGAUCCUACCUGGAGAUAGGAAACCCCUGUAUCAUUAUGGUCGGGGCAUUAAUCCUGCUGACAAGCCAGCAUGGGCCCGAGAGGUGGAAGAGAGAGCUCGGAUGAACAAGCAGCAGAACUCUCCCUUGGCCAAGACAAAGCCAAGCAGUGCGGGGCCAGAGCCCCCCAUCUCCCAGGCCUCUCCUAGCCCCCCAGGACCUCUUUCCCAAACUCCUCCUAUGCAGAGGCCUGUGGAGCCUCAGGAAGGACCACACAAGAGCCUGGUGGCACACCGGGUCCCACUGAAGCCAUAUGCAGCACCUGUACCCCGAUCCCAGUCCCUGCAGGACCAACCCACUCGAAACUUGGCUGCCUUCCCAGCCUCCCACGACCCUGACCCUGCUGCUGUCCCCACACCCACUGCCACACCCAGUGCCCGAGGAGCUGUCAUCCGCCAGAAUUCAGACCCCACCUCUGAAGGGCCUGGGCCUAGCCCAAACCCUCCAUCCUGGGUCCGGCCUGAUAAUGAAGCUCCGCCCAAGGUUCCUCAGAGGACCUCGUCUAUUGCCACUGCCCUUAACACCAGUGGGGCCGGAGGGUCCCGGCCAGCUCAGGCUGUCCGUGCCAGACCUCGCAGCAACUCCGCCUGGCAAAUCUAUCUGCAGAGGCGGGCAGAGCGAGGCACCCCCAAGCCUCCUGGGCCCCCAGCUCAGCCCCCUGGCCCGCCCAACACCUCUAGUAACCCUGACCUCAGGAGGAGUGACCCUGGCUGGGAGCGUUCAGACAGUGUCCUCCCUGCCUCCCACGGCCACCUCCCUCAGGCCGGCUCCUUGGAGCGGAACCGAAACCGUGUGGGAGCCUCCACAAAACUGGACAGCUCCCCAGUGCUCUCCCCUGGGAACAAGGCCAAGCCUGAAGACCACCGCUCAAGGCCAGGCCGGCCCGCAAGCUAUAAGCGAGCGAUUGGUGAGGAUUUCGUGUUGCUCAAGGAGCAGACUCUGGAUGAGGCCCCUAAGCCUCCCAAGAAGGCCAUGGACUAUUCCUCAUCCAGUGAGGAGGUGGAGAGCAGUGAAGAUGAGGAGGAGGAAGGCGAUGGGGAGCCAUCAGAGGGGAGCAGAGACACUCCUGGGGGCCGUGAUGGUGACACAGACAGCGUCAGCACCAUGGUGGUUCAUGAUGUUGAAGAGGUAUCCGGGACCCAGCCCUCAUAUGGAGGAGGCACCAUGGUGGUCCAACGUACUCCUGAAGAGGAGCGAAGCCUGCUGCUUGCUGAUAGCAAUGGCUACACAAACCUGCCAGAUGUGGUCCAGCCCAGCCACUCACCUACUGAGAACAGCCAGGGUCAAAGCCCUCCAACCAAGGAUGGAGGCGGCGAUUACCAGUCUCGUGGGCUGGUAAAGGCCCCAGGAAAGAGUUCAUUCACCAUGUUUGUGGAUCUAGGGAUCUACCAGCCUGGAGGCAGUGGGGAUACCAUCCCCAUCACAGCCCUAGUGGGUGGAGAGGGUGGUCGCCUUGAUCAACUGCAGUUUGAUGUGAGGAAGGGCUCUGUGGUCAACGUCAAUCCCACCAACACUCGAGCUCAUAGUGAAACUCCUGAGAUUCGCAAGUACAAGAAGCGAUUCAAUUCCGAGAUCCUCUGUGCAGCCCUCUGGGGGGUCAACCUCCUAGUGGGCACAGAGAAUGGGCUGAUGUUGCUGGACCGAAGUGGGCAGGGCAAAGUGUAUGGACUUAUUGGGCGACGACGCUUCCAGCAAAUGGAUGUUCUGGAAGGGCUCAACCUGCUCAUCACCAUCUCAGGGAAAAGGAACAAACUGCGGGUAUAUUACCUGUCCUGGCUUCGGAAUAAGAUUCUACACAAUGACCCAGAGGUGGAAAAGAAGCAGGGGUGGACCACCGUGGGGGACAUGGAGGGCUGCGGCCACUAUCGUGUUGUGAAAUAUGAACGAAUUAAGUUCCUGGUCAUUGCUCUGAAGAACUCCGUGGAGGUGUAUGCCUGGGCCCCUAAACCCUACCACAAAUUCAUGGCCUUCAAGUCCUUUGCUGACCUCCCUCACCGCCCUCUGCUGGUGGACCUGACAGUAGAGGAGGGCCAGCGGCUCAAGGUCAUCUAUGGUUCCAGUGCUGGCUUCCAUGCUGUGGAUGUUGACUCUGGGAACAGCUAUGACAUCUACAUCCCUGUACAUAUCCAGAGCCAGAUCACACCCCACGCCAUCGUCUUUCUCCCCAACACUGACGGCAUGGAGAUGCUGCUUUGCUAUGAAGACGAGGGUGUCUACGUCAACACUUACGGGCGGAUCAUCAAGGACGUGGUGCUGCAGUGGGGAGAGAUGCCCACCUCUGUCGCCUACAUCUGCUCCAACCAGAUAAUGGGCUGGGGUGAGAAGGCCAUAGAGAUCCGCUCUGUGGAGACAGGCCACCUAGAUGGGGUCUUCAUGCACAAACGAGCCCAGAGGCUCAAGUUCCUGUGUGAGCGGAAUGAUAAGGUGUUUUUUGCCUCAGUCCGCUCUGGAGGAAGCAGCCAAGUUUACUUUAUGACUCUGAACCGUAACUGCAUCAUGAACUGGUGACGAGGCCCCUGGGCUGGGGCUCCCCACACGGACCCAGCUCUGUCCCCACAGCCAGACUUCCCAGGCCGCCCCUGACCUCCCACCCCCCUUGGGCUUUUGCUUUUAAUGGUUUGAUUCACUGGAGCCUGCUGGGAACGUGACCUCAUAUUCCUGAAGCUUUUGUGAUCACGUGAUCAUCCUUUCUCCCGACAUUCUCAAAACUGCCUUUCCUUAACUUCUGGGGGAUGACACAGCUUCCUUCCCCUUACCAGGAAUUGAGUGGGACUUGCUCCUCCCUUUUCUCUACAGAAGAGAGUGCUUGGGGCUUGGACCCCUUACCCCAUUGCUGCUGACUGAGCAGGGCCCUGCCCCCUUUUUUGCACGCCAGGGGAGCCGGCUCCCCCCUUGAAUGUACCAGACUCUGGGGGGGGUAUUCACUGGGCCCUGGGUUGGGGGGGUCACCAGCCACUCCAGGGGCAGGGACCAUUUCCUCAUUUCUGAAAGCACUUUAAUGAUUUCCCCCCUCAGUCCCCAGGGAAUGGAGGAGGGACCCCAUAGCCAAAACAUUCCCCCCUUUCCUCCCCCCCACCCCAUCUUGCCUCUUCCCUUCCCUAGAGGGAGAGGGCUCAGAGCUCCCACCCUCUCUCCGCCCUUGCUUGCAUCUGUAUAUAGUGUGAGCAGCAGGUAGGCCUUCUCCCUCCAGUAUCCUUCCUCAAUGUAGUGGCCUUGGAGAUCCCCUUUGUUAAUAAAGACAACUCAACCAGCUUCCAC